AUGGAGGCAGCUCAUCCCACGGCAGGAUGGGAGAAAGUCGGAGAUCGGUUCUACCGCAAGACCCAACUCUAUACAGCAGUCUUUGACCGGGAUCUUGAUCUGGAGAACUACAUUGUGGCUGGUGCUCCAUACGGAGGUGCCAUAGCUCUCUACCGAGAUGAGACCAAGCUACAGACACUCAGGGCAGCAAAGUCAUCCAAGCCGAGCAUCGAAAUCUACAGCUGCGCGGGCAAGCUGUUGAAAAGUAUAGCCUGGGACAAGGGCUCCAUCAAAGGACUGGGCUGGUCAGAGGACGAGAAACUCCUAGUCGUGAGCUAUGACGGCACCGUCCGUUGCUACUAUGACCUCCAAGGCGACUUCACCCAAUUUUCUCUUGGGCGAGGGGCGGAGGACUUUGGCGUUCACUCGUGCAAGUUCUACAAUACGGGAAUGGUGGCCCUGCUCUCCAACAAUGCUCUAAUCUCUGUUGCUUCAUACGACGAGCCCCGACCGAAGCAGCUAGUGUCACCACCAGAGGGUGAGGUUCAUGCCUGGACUCUGGUUUCUCCCAGAUUUACCCUCUCCCGCUCGGUCGAAGUGUUGCUGAGCAUCAACAAGACCAUUUAUGUUGUCGAUGCUACAGACUGCGAAGAUCGAUACCUCGAUAUUGGGCCAUUCACGCAAAUAAGUGUAUCGCCGAAUGGCAAAUUCGCGGCACUGUAUGCUGCUGAUGGCAGAGCACAUGUCAUUACUGCCGAUUUCCAAAGUCGGCUUAGCGAGCAUGAUUCUAAGUCCAAGAUUCCACCCAAAUAUCUCCAAUGGUGUGGCAACGAUGCUGUUGUCAUUGCAUGGGAUGAUGAAGUCAACAUCGUUGGGCCCAAGAAUGCCGUAGCCUCAUACUUUUACGACGGAAAAGUACACGUGCUUGCUGACCACGAUGGUGUAAGACUUAUCACUAAUGACGUUUGCGACUUUCUGCAGAAAGUCCCCGAUGUUACCGACGAAGUUUUCCGAUUCGGCACCGAGUCACCGGCCUCUAUUCUCCUCGACGCGGCCGAGCAACUCGAGAACCAGUCUCCCAAGGCUGAUGACAAUAUUCAGCUCAUUCGGUCGAAUCUUGUUGAAGCUGUCGAUACUUGCGUGGCCGCUGCAGGGCAUGAGUUCAACGUUUUCUGGCAGAAACAGCUGCUGAAGGCUGCUUCUUUUGGCAAGUCGGUUCUCGAUAUAUACAACAGCGAUGAUUUCGUGGACAUGUGUGAGACGCUUCGUGUUUUCAAUGCAGUUCGGUAUUACGAGGUCGGCUUGCCUCUGUCGUAUGAACAGUAUCAGCGUCUCACCCCUGAAGGACUGAUUCAAAGAUUAAUCAAUCGCCAUGAAUACCUCCUGGCACUCAAGGUGGCCGGCUACCUCCGACUACCAACCGACCGCAUCUACGUGCAUUGGGCCUCUGCCAAGGUACGCACCGGCUCAGAAGAUGACGAGGUCAUCUGUCGCAUGGUCGUCGAGAAGCUUGCCGGCAAGCCUGGUAUCUCCUUUGAAGCAAUUGCGCGGGCCGCCUAUGACGAAGGUCGUGGCCGACUUGCCACGGAGCUUCUGAACCACGAACCUCGUGCCGGUCGUCAGGUUCCAUUGCUUCUGAGUAUGGAAGAAGAUGAGAUUGCUUUAGACAAGGCCAUCGAAAGUGGCGAUUCAGACCUCAUCUUCUUCGUGCUGUUGCAAUUAAAGAAGAAGUUGCCCUUGGCAGCGUUCUUCCGAGUCAUCAAUGCUCGCCCUGCUGCUACGGCCCUCGUCGAGUCGUCUGCAGCUUUGGAGAACGACAAUGCAUUGCUCAAAGAUCUUUAUUACCAAGACGACAGAAGAGUAGAUGGAGCCGGCGUUUUCAUACGUGAAGCACUGCAUCAACCCGACGCCCGUACCGCUGGUGACAAGCUUGCCCUAGCCGCCAAGUUGCUUUCUGACUCGAGGGACAACACAUUUGAGAUUCAAUCCUUGAAGGAGGCCACGGUCCUGCUUCGAAUGCAGGAAGCUUUCGAUCGAGACUUCUCGGACAGCUUUACCGGCCUGAGCGUAAACGAGACGCUCUUCAAGCUGAUCAGACUCGGUUAUCAUAACAAGGCCAAGAAGAUCCAAAGCGAGUUCAAGGUCCCCGAAAAGGUUGCUUGGUGGAUUAGGUUGCGAGCAUUGGUUGCCAAGCGUGAUUGGAAUGAAAUUGAGGAGAUUUCAAAGACCAGAAAGAGCCCAAUCGGUUGGGAGCCAUUCUUCAAUACCAUCCUCCAAGCAGGUAACCCUCGUCUCGCCGCAGUAUUCAUUCCCAAGUGUCAAAACCUUGAAGCCGGCGCCACGGUCACCAUGUACGAGAAGUGCGGGAUGCGCGUCAAGGCUGCCGAAGAGGCGGUCAAGACAAGGGACGCUGAGGCAUGGCUACGUCUCCUGGAAGCUGCUGGAAGAAACACGGCAGAUGGUAGGGAGAUUGAGAGGUUAGGUGCUACCGUGUUCAAAAAAUGA
Pestalotiopsis fici W106-1 is the source of this 2484-nucleotide messenger RNA. RefSeq lists its product as uncharacterized. Gene Ontology annotation, molecular function: actin binding. The coding region runs from base 1 to 2484 and encodes 827 amino acids. Gene Ontology annotation, biological process: endosomal transport; intracellular protein transport; vacuole fusion, non-autophagic. Gene Ontology annotation, cellular component: lysosomal membrane; endosome; cytoplasm. Lineage: Eukaryota; Fungi; Ascomycota; Sordariomycetes; Amphisphaeriales; Sporocadaceae. The transcript is spliced from 5 exons. The record is from RefSeq and is a predicted model, not a curated record.